Molecule: messenger RNA, 1604 nt
Organism: Ilyonectria robusta
Lineage: Eukaryota; Fungi; Ascomycota; Sordariomycetes; Hypocreales; Nectriaceae
Product: ammonium transporter AmtB-like domain-containing protein
Exons: 2
Coding region: 1-1482 (493 amino acids)
Biological process (GO): ammonium transmembrane transport
Cellular component (GO): plasma membrane
Molecular function (GO): ammonium channel activity
Source: RefSeq, a predicted model, not a curated record
AUGUCCGAUAACACGACAACGUGGUGGACGCCAGACCCAGCGUCUGGUGUCGGGAGUGGUGACAAUGCGUGGCAGCUCACUGCGGCGUCUCUCGUAGCCUUACAAUCUGUCCCCGGUCUCGUCGUGCUCUACGCUGGCAUUAUGAAGAAGAAGUGGGCCAUCAACAGUGCUUUCAUGGCCCUCUAUGCUUUCGCCUCCGUCCUCGUCUGCUGGGUUCUGUGGGGUUACAAGGCUUCGUUCGGCGAGAAAAUGCUUCCCUUCGUUGGCAAGCCGAAUAAUGUGCUAGGCAUCAACACAAUGCUCGAGCAGUCUUACCUACCUGCGAUCGGUGUUGGGCAGCAGUUUCCCCUGGCGACCAUGAUCUACUUCCAGUUUGUCUUCGCGGCAAUCACCCUGGUCAUCAUGGCAGGCGCCUUUCUCGGACGCAUGAACUUUUACGCUUGGAUGGUUUUCGUCCCGCUAUGGUUGACGCUCUCCUACACGGUUGGCGCGUUUUCCCUCUGGGGAGGAGGCUUCCUCUUCGACCUCGGCGUCAUCGACUACUCCGGUGGCUAUGUGAUUCAUCUCUCGAGCGGAACGGCCGGGUUCAUCGGAAGUUACUGGAUUGGACCGCGAUUGGCCAAGGACCGCGAGGACACACGACCAAACAACAUCUUAAGUACACUCGUCGGUGCUGGUAUUCUUUGGGUCGGCUGGAACGGCUUCAACGGUGGUGAUCCUUACGCUGCAAGCGCUGACGCUGGUGUUGCCGUGCUUAACACGAACCUGUGCACUGCCAUCUCCCUCCUGACAUGGACCGCUUGCGACACUCUCUACUUCAAGAAGCCAUCGGUUAUCGGGGCAAUCCAGGGCAUGAUUACAGGCCUGGUUGCCAUCACGCCAGCCGCGGGUGUUGUUGCUGGUUGGGGAGCAAUUCUGCUUGGCCUAGGUUCUGGCUCCAUUCCGUGGUUCACUAUGAACAUUGUUGCCAAGAAGUUCCCAGCCUUCGAGCGAAAUUUCGAUGAUACUCUUGGAGUCACGCACACACACAUGGUUGCCGGCUUCGUCGGCGGCUUCGGAACUGGUCUAUGGGCCACCAAAGAGGGCUGUGCCGCCUUUGGACUGACGAAUCCCGGAGGAGCAGUUGCUGGCAACGGCAUGCAACUUGGAUACCAAAUGGCCGGCGCAUGUUUCGUCAUUGGCUGGAAUCUUGUCUGGACGUCGCUUAUUCUACUAUUCAUCAAGCACGUGCUGCGUAUUCCACUGCGUAUGACGGAAGAGCAACUCAUCCUCGGCGAUGACAGCAUUCACGGCGAAGCGGCGUAUGUUUUCGGGCCAUGCGAGGCCCACGACCCGGAGCAAGGUUACAUCCACGGCGAGCUGGUUCCUACAAGUGCUGAUGAGACGGGAAUGGGUAGUGGCAAUACGACCCACAUCACAUCAGAAAAGGAGCCCAUGAAAAAUGGAGAGUCGAGUCGAUCUCAUGCAGAGCUGGGGGUUUAGUGUGAAUACCGAGUGUAGGGUUCCUUGCGCUAUGGCAAGGUGCAAUAACUGUCACGGAUGCUAGCAGAGCGUCCUGGCAUAUUUAUUUCUGCUAUUCCCGCCUUGCCAUAUCGCAAUCGCAG